Molecule: messenger RNA, 519 nt
Organism: Penaeus vannamei (Pacific white shrimp)
Lineage: Eukaryota; Metazoa; Arthropoda; Malacostraca; Decapoda; Penaeidae
Source: RefSeq, a predicted model, not a curated record
GUGCAUGGCAGCUGAUGGAUGUAAAAGGCAAUAUCAUUGACCAGGUGGACUCAACUGCCAUUGGAGUGAUGCAGGUCUUAUACCCUUUGCUGAAACGGCUGGCAGAACUGACCACGGUUGUGUGGGCGCUGCCUGACUCCUUCAAGGAAUUUAUGCUUCAUGAUUUCGGUCAUACUGGUAAAUACACACAGCAGACCAAUGCCAUACUUGAAUGGGUUCUCAAUGGACAAGCCCAGCUCGUGCCUCCAAGAGUGCUUGUGUGGGAUUCCUUCCUGCCUGUUUCCCACGCUGCUUUGUCCGACUGCAUCACGUUUCUUAGCAAAAAUCUGGAUAUAAAGAAACUGCCAGCAUACUCCAUAUUCAAACCAGAAAUAACAUGGCACUGUACAGAGCGAAUGCAUGUUGGAUUUGAAGCUCUCCUUGUGGCAGCUCAAAUGAUGAUCAAUCACAUAUGUAAUCCUUUUAUGGACGAAAAAGGUUAUUGCUGCUCUACAUAGCAAUACCACUGAUCUAUGUGAG